UCGAGUGUCGGCACAGUGAAGAUCUAUCUGGACACUCAACAACCUGGAGCCUCUAGCUCUGCGACAGAUUCAUCUCAGCACCCUGCAGUGAGAUGACUUCGACAACAACAGUCUCUUCGACCUCCACCAAAUCGACCAAGCUAAUCCGCACCCCUUCUAUCCUCCUGACACCGUCGAGAGAAACCAAGCGUCGCAAGCUGGACGACAACGCGGAAGCUUCUUCGAGUGCACGCCCUGCGCCUCAGUCGCCCAAGCGCAAAGACGAUGCAGGUGGUGCGAACGUGGCCACGCCCUCGCCCACUGAGAUAUGGCGGUGGACGCUGACGAAGGAUGCUGUGGCCUCGUGCUUCGUGAAGGAUGUGUUGGACAUGAGGGAUAGUGGGCAUAAGGAGGUGGAGUACUUCUGGCUUGGUCGUAUACCGUGCCGGACGGUUGAGUUAGUUGGGGUGCUGGUGGGUAUACAGCCCUUUGAGCAACGAAUCCUUUACACCUUGGACGACGGAUCCGCCGUGAUAGAAUGCAACCAUAAAGUACACCCUCAAGUAAUGCCUCCCCGCAAGUCAAGUACGUCCGACCCUAAGGCUGGACGUACCCGGCAGCCCUCGCACUCCAGUUCCACCAAUGCCUCCCCACGCAAAGGACCUAAUAUCUCAACCUCAAAAGCAGUUUCCUUGCCCCCUCCUCUACCCAAACCUAUCGCCGACAUAGGUACCCCCGUACGGGUCAUCGGCAGGGUGGUCGAGACGUCAAAGGGGCGUCAAGUGCUCGUCGACGAGAUCCGAUCAUGUCCCUCGCCGAACGACGAGCCUAAACACUGGCUCGCAGUUCUCGAACUCCAUCGCACCCGCUACUUCGCUGAUCAUCUUGGUCCGUUCGUCGUCCCUCCGCUGAAGAGACGCGAACAGUCAGCCUGGAUCCCAAGGAGUCCGGAGAAGGACAAAGGCAAGGCCAGGGCGACGGAUGUCCCUAUCUCUCCGAGCAAGUCUAAUGAGACAGGCUUAGGGGCCAUCGAACCCCAGACACCGUCCUCGUCCGGCAUGACAUCGACGGAUGGCUCGCCUGCGUUGGCGAGUUCAAGACUUAGUAAUAGGCAGUCUCCGAUUCGUCUGCGCCAUCCGACGCGACUGCACAGACGCGACCUGACAGCCAAUACCUUCCGCAUCUACCUCAAGCACUACAUGGACAAUGCGCCACCGCCCAAUGCGCAAGAUUCAGACUCGGCCGCUAGCUCUCGCUCGGCGUCGCCAACGCCGCUCGCACGAAGUCAAUCAUCGAACACUCUUGCACUGGCGAUGCGCGGUGGUCCGUCUGGGGCCUCCCUCGUCACGCCAAGGAAGACAGCAAUUACUGCAGGCGGGGGCGAUGACCGCACGCCUCGGCCCUCGCAAUUACGCGCCCGGCUGAGCGAGGUAGAGCGCGAACUGGAUCGCACACCACGCGUGGGUAGGGCUCCUACUCGCACUUCUGUGCCCGAAGAACCAGACAAUCCAAGUGGAGAUUCGCUGUACGGCUUCACCCUCUCCCACCUCCGGCGCGUCCCCGAGCUUAUGAUCCUCGCACGACGGGUCGUCGACGAAGAAGGACGACGGCGCGCCAAGGAGGAGCGGGAGCGCCAGAAAGCCGGGCCAACCAAUACUACUAGCAAGCAGCGGCAGGUGCAGCCUGCGCGGCCGCCCGAGCACAAGACGAAGAAGACGAAGCGGCUCUUCCAGUUCGCGAUCCGGCAGCUGUACGAGGAGGGCAGCAUCGUGCUGUGGGACGGGCCCAUCCGGCCGCUCCCGCGCGAGGAUGCGGACUCGACGCAGCUCCCGGGGCCGCUCUGGAAGGCGAACUCGAGCACCGCGUCGGCCAUGACGGCCAGCUCGAUAGGGGAUGAAGACGACCCCGGCCAGCUGAGCGACCCCUCCCCGACCGAGGAAGCGUACAUUUCGCUCACGCCCGAGGUGCUGGCGGGCAUCGUCCAGCGCGCUAUCAAGGAGUGCAUCGAGGCAGCUGCCGCGCGGCGCUCGAAGCACCGUCAUGGUGGUCGUCCAAGGGCAGAUGUCGACCCCACUGCGCCGUUCGCCCCGCCCGCACCCCCGCCUGGCCCGACACCGGCGGAGAUCACUGCGUGGCUGCAUCGCGAUGCGCGUUGGGCGCGUGUGGGAGAGUGGGCGGUGAAGGACGCGCUGGAGUGUGCGAAGGCGGAGGGAAAGGUGUGGUGUAUCGGGCAUGGGAGGUGGGAGUUGUGCGCGUGAAUAGGCGAUGUACUCAGUGCUCUCUUCAUACUGCUCUGUUUGAUUGCUAUGCAC
Messenger RNA from Rhodofomes roseus, 2291 nucleotides. RefSeq lists its product as uncharacterized. The transcript has 5 exons. Gene Ontology annotation, biological process: DNA replication; nucleotide-excision repair; double-strand break repair via homologous recombination. Gene Ontology annotation, cellular component: chromosome, telomeric region; DNA replication factor A complex; site of double-strand break. The record is from RefSeq and is a predicted model, not a curated record. NCBI's taxonomy places the organism in Eukaryota, Fungi, Basidiomycota, Agaricomycetes, Polyporales, Fomitopsidaceae. The coding region runs from base 93 to 2237 and encodes 714 amino acids.